UAUUGAUGAAGUUUCUGCACACGUAGGAACUUCGAAGAAAGAAUUAGUGGAUGAUUACAAGACUUUGGAAGAUUUGGAAGAAAACUGGAAAUCUCUCCACACUGAGUGUACGCUACACAAGAUUUUGGAGAUGUCAAACAGGGACAUAAGAGUCAAAAAGAUGAAGACGGCUUUUAAGAUAGGAAUAGUGCUGGCCAAUGAGAAGGGUCAACCGAAAGGGCAGGCUCUGUACCCAAAAGGGCAGGAUAUGGACCCAAAAGGGCAGGAUCGGGAACCAAAAGAAAAGAAUGAGAGUGAGAACGAGGAAGUAGCUGAUCAUAAGGGAAAAGAAAAAGAAACGGAGAUGUCAAAAUUGAAGAGGAAAAUUAGAGACCUGGAAGAUGCAGAGAAGAGGAAGAAAAAGAAAAAAGUAGUGGAGUGCGUAAAGAAGGUGAGAAAGAUAUGCAUGAUUAAGGAUGCGAAACAAGCGGACAUUUCCAUGGAACUUGAUGAUUUAAUAGAAGUGGCCAAAAAGACUGGGCAUAAAGAACUAAAUACUUAUGAAGAGAUGUCUCGCUAUGCCGGAAAGUAUGGUGAUAGAAUAGAUUUGUCUAAUUUUAUCAUGACUUCGUUGUCAUCUUCUGGAGAUAAAGUGUUUAAGAACAUAGCAAAAUGUAUAAAGAAUCAUGAUCUUGUAGAAAAGAAAUCUGAAAAGAAGGAUCAAAAAUCUGAGAGUGAUAGUAAGACCCCUUGGCAAAACAUAUUUAGUUUUGGAAAUCCAAUGUUUCCCAUGCCUCAAUUCGGGUCAGGUUACCAUGGCCAGGGAUACCAAUACCCAAAUUUUCAGAGGGGUGGAUACAAUGCAUACAGACCAAGGUUCAGGGGAUCUUACAGAGGUAGGGCUUACUUUCAGGGGCAAAUUUUAUGCGAUUUUUGUAAUUCGCCAGACCAUCAGAUUAGGUAAUGUGAGUUAAUGAAAACCUCCAGGGCUAAAAAUCAAUGAGAAGUUUUGAUCAUUUUGCAAAGCAAUUCAGUGGUAAUUUAACUUUUGUCCAUUUUUUCCUAGAUCCAUGAGAUCAGGAACUUGAGAUGAUAAGAAGCUCUAUUAUUUUGAUAUGAUAGGAGGCAACUCCUCUAUGAACCUUUUAUAUUUGUAUUGUAAGUUGAACGAGAAU
Owenia fusiformis is the source of this 1154-nucleotide messenger RNA. The record is from the annotation of a GenBank genome assembly. Lineage: Eukaryota; Metazoa; Annelida; Polychaeta; Sabellida; Oweniidae.